This is a messenger RNA of Zingiber officinale, 1365 nucleotides long. RefSeq names its product receptor protein kinase TMK1-like. The coding region runs from base 1 to 1365 and encodes 454 amino acids. The transcript is spliced from 5 exons. Lineage: Eukaryota; Viridiplantae; Streptophyta; Magnoliopsida; Zingiberales; Zingiberaceae. The record is from RefSeq and is a predicted model, not a curated record. Gene Ontology annotation, molecular function: protein binding.
AUGGCCAAGACGAGGAAUUGCACUCCCUACGCCGCCUUCGUCUUCUUCUUCCUCUUCUAUUUACUUGAUGGCGUUAUUUGCUCCCGCGGCCGCGUAAUUGCAAUAAAUCUUGCUCAGAGCGGUAUCUCCGGAAGCCUUUCACCAGUACAUGGAAAUCUUACCUCACUCACGUCUCUUCAACUGGAGUUCAACAACAUUUACGACCCUCUACCUCGCCUCAGCAAACUCUACUCGCUCCAGAAGAUAUACCUCCAAUCCAAUGCCUUUGAUUCCAUCCCAAGUGGAUUUUUCAUCGGACUCUCCUCCCUCCAAGGGAUCUCUUUAGACGAUCUCCCUCUCACCCCCUGGAGCCUCUCCCAGGACAUCACUUCCGCUACUGGACUCGUCUACUUUUCUGCCAUCAACGCUUGCCUCACAAGGUUGAUUCCCGACUUCCUUGGCUCCUUGUUGAGCCUCGACAUCAUCCAUCUCUCUUACAACCAACUCACCAGCCCCCUCCCGAGCUCCUUCGCCGACUUGUCCUCACGAAACUCUUCCUUGAUCACCAGCAAUCUCGUCCUUGAAUCCUUCGAGGUCCAUGGCAACUCCCUCACGAGCAUUAUGCCACAGUCUCUCGCUGCCUACCUUUCACUUAGGAUUAUAGACCUGUCCAACAACAUGUUACAGGGCCCUCUUCCAUCGUUCGCCAGCAAAUCCUUCAUUCAGUUGUUAUUAUGCAACAAUAAUCUCACCGGAACAAUCCCUGAUAGCUUGGCUCAUAUCCAUAUUCUCAAAAUAUUAGAUGUCAAUAAUAACAACCUCAAUCGGAAUAUGCCAAAAUUUCGUACCUCUGUUAAGGUUGAAACUGAUGGAAAUCCCAAUCUUUGUAAAAACUCUGACUCAGGAGGUGAAAGCUCUUCUCCAACAAGUGGGGCACCUAGUCCUCCAGACAAACUAUCAAUUGUGGGUAUCAUCAUAGCUAUGGUGGUUCUUGUAGCUUGUUCAGUAGGACUUUUACUGCAUCACCUCAAGAGGAAGAACAAGAAGAAAUUUGAACUUAGCAUUGAGAGUGCAAAUGCAUAUCGUGAUGAACCUCAAAGCUUGCAUAUGUCUAUUAAAGCAUUGAAAACGACCACAAAUAAUUUCAGUGAGGAUUUUAUAUUGGACAAGGGCGGUUUUGGAAUCAUUUACAAAGGAAAUCUCAGUGGAACAUUAAUUGCUGUGAAGAAAAGUAUAUAUGAUUUGAUGAGUCAAAAUGGCCAACAAGAGUUCAAAACAGAGAUCGAUGUUCUUAGAAAGGAUUUGACAAUUGGAAAAGGCUUCUUCGCCUCAUACUAUGUGCGAGAGAAAGGCUGGAAAUUUGAUGAGACCCUCGCGACAUAUUGA